Messenger RNA from Sesamum indicum (sesame), 2134 nucleotides. Its product is annotated as RING/U-box superfamily protein. NCBI's taxonomy places the organism in Eukaryota, Viridiplantae, Streptophyta, Magnoliopsida, Lamiales, Pedaliaceae. Gene Ontology annotation, molecular function: ubiquitin protein ligase activity. The record is from RefSeq and is a predicted model, not a curated record. Gene Ontology annotation, biological process: positive regulation of ERAD pathway.
GAAUAAUAUAUUUAUAUUGAAUUGAGUAAGGCGCAGAUGUGAUUGUGGGCAUAAGCUUUUACAUCUUCUCUCCCUUCUCGCGCUCUCGCAAAGAGAAACCAACGGCAAAGGAGGGGGAGAGAGAGAGAGAGAGAGCAAACGCAUAUUCAACCACACACAUCCGCAGCCUCACCGUCCCCCGCCCUCGGACCCAACAAUUACGCCGCCCCCUGCCUCCGUGCCUUCAAUAUUUGUCAGGCUAUUCUAAUAUGCCCUUUCUCCCUUUGACUUUCGUCCCCCCUCCUUCCCCUUUUUCUGCUUAGGGUUCUUUCUCCAAAAAUGAUUCCCCCGUCUUCCUUUUGAAUCCCAAGCCAUCAUCCACGGAUUUUCCAUCUCGAAGGCUUAGGUUUAGGUUCAGGGCAUCCUCUCGAAUGGAAGCGUCCGGUGGAAAUUCGGACGCUUACAGAAGUUCUUCUUCGAAUACUUCUACUCAUUCCCGAAGACACGGAUUGCAUAUUUCUGCUUCUAACAUUCUUCGAUCGCCUUUGUCCACUUUAUUAGAAUACACCGGAAUUCUCAGAACCAGGUCCAAUCAUUCAGAAUCCGACGCUUUAUUGAACAAUGGAUCCCAAAUCAGCUAUCGAGAUCACCACCUUCAGCCGCAUCUCAAUGACUCUCCACCUCCAGCCCCUGCAAAUAGGGGUGGCACUGCAGGAGAGGUCUCAAUCAGGAUAAUUGGUGCCGGCGAACAUGAGCAUGACAGGGUUGCCACUGUGUUGCACUCAGUACCAGUAGUUGGGCAGCUUAGUGCACAGUCUGAGUCCUUUCCGCAGCCAAUUUCGAGGUCAGGGUCUGCAGUUUCUGUAUUGUCCUCGUUAGAGAGCCAGGUUGAAUUGAGGAGUGAUCGAGAGGCAGGAGAUGGAGGUGCACACACAACAGAUUCAGGUGGUGAUACAGACGCUGCCGAGGGAGCUGCUGCCAAUAAUAGGGAUUCAUCCUCUUCGUAUCAGCGAUAUGACAUACAGCAGGCUGCUCGGUGGAUCGAGCAGGUCCUUCCUUUCUCAUUGCUUCUGUUGGUUGUAUUUAUACGCCAACACUUGCAAGGUUUCUGUGUUACCAUUUGGAUUGCUGCUUUCAUGUUUAAGUCGAAUGAUGUUGUACGGAAGCAGACAGCACUCAAGGGCGAGAGGAGAAUAUUUGUCCUCAUCGGCAUUGUUAUUCUUUUCACACUUCAUGUUGUUGGGAUAUACUGGUGGUAUCGCAAUGAUGAUCUGUUAUAUCCAUUGCUGAUGCUGCCACCGAGAACCAUACCGCCUUUCUGGCAUGCGAUAUUCAUUAUCAUGGUGAAUGACACACUGGUUCGUCAGGCUGCAAUGGUCUUCAAGUGUGUGCUAUUGAUGUAUUAUAAAAACAGCAGAGGUCGAAAUUAUCGUCGGCAGGGUCAAUUGCUGACUUUAGUUGAGUAUCUACUGCUGCUUUAUCGUGCACUGCUCCCUGCCCCUGUUUGGUACCGUUUCUUUUUGAACAAAGAAUAUGGGAGCCUUUUCUCGUCGCUAAUGACUGGACUGUACUUAACAUUCAAGCUUACAUCCGUUGUUGAGAAGGUCCAAUCAUUCAUUACUGCUUUGAGAGCAUUGUCGAGGAAAGACAUCCAUUAUGGAGCUUAUGCUACAUCCGAACAGGUUGUUGCGGCAGGAGAUUUGUGUGCCAUUUGCCAGGAAAAGAUGCACGCUCCAGUCCUUCUACGUUGCAAACACAUAUUUUGUGAGGACUGUGUAUCCGAGUGGUUUGAGAGAGAACGAACUUGCCCCUUGUGCCGGGCUUUGGUGAAACCUGCUGAUCUUAGAUCAUUUGGUGAUGGAUCAACCAGCCUAUUUUUUCAGUUAUUUUAAAUCCAGGAAGUUUUCUGCUUUGAAGCCUUAAUCCUCCAGUCAGAGCAGCUCUUUCCUGAUCAUUUCAUCUGCAUAGAAAAUUUAACUGUAAUUAUAUUGUUUAUUGCCACUGACAUCUAGUCUGCAGUGGCUGAUAGAAAUGUUGUAAUCAGAAAAUGUAUGUGAAGGUUUCCACAUGCAGGAGUUACCUUCAUGUUCAAUGGUAUAUGCAACAAAGUUUUUUCUUAAUGAAUGUACUGCCUCAGUGGGGUAGGGUUGUUUAA